This is a messenger RNA of Gymnodraco acuticeps, 1506 nucleotides long. It is a transcript of the gene aldh3b4, whose product is annotated as aldehyde dehydrogenase 3 family, member B2. Gene Ontology annotation, biological process: aldehyde metabolic process. The coding region runs from base 1 to 1506 and encodes 501 amino acids. Gene Ontology annotation, molecular function: aldehyde dehydrogenase (NAD+) activity. The transcript has 10 exons. NCBI's taxonomy places the organism in Eukaryota, Metazoa, Chordata, Actinopteri, Perciformes, Bathydraconidae. Gene Ontology annotation, cellular component: cytoplasm. The record is from RefSeq and is a predicted model, not a curated record.
AUGAGCAGUCCGCAGAGUCCCUCUCCCCUCCGGUGGUUCAGAGCGCUGCGAAGGACCAGGCUGGGGGAGCCCUGUUUGAAGACAUACCCUCUGGAGUGUGAGGGUCUCCUGAGAAGGGCGAGAGUCACCUUUCAAGCUGGACACACCCUCAAAGAGAGUUUCAGAGUGGCACAGCUGGGGGCCGUGGUGCGGAUGCUGGAGGAACACGAGAGUGACUUUGUGGAUGCUCUUGGAAAAGACCUUCAUAAGCCAAGGUUUGAGGCAGUUGUGUCAGAACUUAUUCUCGUCAAGAAUGAGGCCCUGUAUGCCAUCAACAACCUUAAGAAGUGGAUGCAGCCGCAGCAUGUGGAAAGAAACCUGUCCACGACGUUAGACGAGUGUCUGAUGGUCAGUGAGCCGCUGGGGGUUGUGUUUAUCGUGGGGACCUGGUGCAGCCCUGUGGAAACGUGUCUGGUGCCUCUGGUAGGGGCCAUCGCAGCAGGAAACUGUACAAUCAUCAGCCCCUCUGAGUGCACCGCUCACACUACACAGCUCCUGCAUCGCCUUAUCCCCUUCUACUUGGACAAUGAAUGCUUCCAUGUGAUUCUUGCAGGCACACGUGACUUUCCUGAAGUUGUGGAACUGAAAUUUGACCAUGUCUUCUUUACAGGAAACAGGUCGGAAGGAACCAGAAUUGCUCAGGCUGCAGCUCGCACACUCACGCCUGUCACCCUUAUUUUGGGUGGAAAGAACCCGUGUUAUGUAGACCAAGACUGUGACAUUGACACCACGGCACAGCGCAUCGCCUGGGCACGUUUUCACAAUGCAGGGCAGAGCUUGGUGGCUCCUUUCUACAUCCUGUGCCACACGACAGUCACAGCACGACUGGUGCAGGCUCUGAAGUGUUGCCUCACGCAGUUCUACGGGUCUGAUCCCAGAGAGUCAAGCAGUUACGGCCGCAUGGUCAAUCUAGAUAUAUUCAACCGUACGAAGAACAUCCUGUGGAGAUCUGGCAAGGUGGCGGUCGGUGGGCAAGUGAUAGAAGCAGAAAAAUAUAUUGCCCCAACAAUUUUGACAGAAGUAACGGAAUCAGAUCCCAUCAUGCAACAGGACAUUUUUGGCCCAGUUCUUCCUGUUCUGACUGUGAACAAUGUAGAUGAAGCAAUUGCCUUCAUAAAUAAGCAAGAGAAACCCCUCUGCGUGUAUGCAUAUUCGAGCAACAGCAAGGUCAUCACAAGACUAAUGAGUGAGACUUCUAGUGGUAGCUUUUGCUCAAACGACAGCAUCCUUCAGAGUCUGAUGGUGGCUCUGCCUUUCGGUGGAGUUGGUGCCAGUGGAAUGGGUUCCUACCAUGGCCGCUACAGCUUUGAUACCUUCUCUCACAGGAAAUCAUGCCUGCUAAGAAGCACACGGUUUGAGUGUGUAACCUAUCUGCGUUAUCCACCCUAUGAGGAUCGCAAUCUGUCUCUCAUGACAUGGGCCAGCACCCUGUCCCAGAAGAGCCAGGGAUGGUGCCACAUCCUGUGA